Penicillium brevicompactum is the source of this 318-nucleotide messenger RNA. RefSeq lists its product as uncharacterized. Bases 1 to 318 code for a protein of 105 amino acids. NCBI's taxonomy places the organism in Eukaryota, Fungi, Ascomycota, Eurotiomycetes, Eurotiales, Aspergillaceae. The record is from RefSeq and is a predicted model, not a curated record. The transcript has a single exon.
AUGGAUGUAGUGGAGACAGACCUCCGUCAUAGAAGGCCUCGUUUGGACCUGCAAGGUGACAAGAAUCUCGAGGAAAACCGUGAGCCACCCCCUGAAGUCAAACCACUCAUCGACAUAUUUCCGGGUGUCUCCGCCGCCCUUCUUACUCGCGUCUUCGAGAGGAAGUUGAAGGCGACUGAACUCAUACGCUUCAAAGAGAAGUCAGUCACCGAGCAAGAAGAUCAGGAGGACAGGGUCUUCAAGAUGAGCGAGUCGGGAGGCACAGUAGGCUUCAGGAAGGCAGCGGCAACACUUAAGGACUGGGGCCCCAACCUUUAA